Dunckerocampus dactyliophorus (ringed pipefish) is the source of this 5924-nucleotide messenger RNA. RefSeq names its product kelch-like protein 29. The transcript has 14 exons. The record is from RefSeq and is a predicted model, not a curated record. The coding region runs from base 340 to 2781 and encodes 813 amino acids. Lineage: Eukaryota; Metazoa; Chordata; Actinopteri; Syngnathiformes; Syngnathidae. Gene Ontology annotation, molecular function: protein binding.
CUACAUUGUGGUCCGCUCGUUUGCCUCCAGUCCUUGUCAGCUCAGCUGCGACACUGACGGUCCGCUCCUCUACCCUCGCUACCCCCCCAGAGCAGAGCGCAGAACCCCCGGACAAACUCACCUUUAGCGACCCUGACAGCGAGCUUCAAGCCCCGGAUAAUGCAGCACCGGCAGCACCGGCAGUACCAGCAAGGCUUUACCGGAUAAAGAGCUCGUUGGAGCGGAGUAAAGGAAGGACGACCGCCGCUGCCUGUGGAGGAGGUGGUGGUUGUUGGCGAGGGAAGCGAGCAGCCCCGGAAGGCCUGCCCGUGUUGUUCCCGCUGAGAGGAAGAGGAAGUGAUGUCACGCCACCACCACCGCUUUGAACGGGACUACCGGGCGCCAUGGGAGCGGAGGGACAUCCGCCCGUCGGGGGGCCUCCACAAUGGGGGAGCCAAUCAUUGCUGUGCCUCUGCCGUCGUCAACGGCAACAACCGCCCGGGGCUCCUUCCCCUGCCCGUCAUUGCCUCCCUCCUGCCCACGCCCGCCACCGUUGCCGUGACGACGUCCAGUGGCGACAUCGUGGCCAAGCGAGGCAUCGCGGCGGCGGGCUCGGUGGCGCCAGCGUCAGCCAAGGUGUCGCCAGGUGACAACCAAAGCUCCGGCCUGCUGCUCACGCCAGGGGUGAGGUGGGGGCAGAUGCCCAUCAACCAGCUCACGCCGUGGGACACCGACGAGCCCCCCAGCAAGCAGCAUCGAGACGGCGAGGCCACAGGUCCCACCUGGGUGGCGCCGGUCGCCACUGCCAGCCAGUCCAAUCUCCUCCCCCACACCUACCCCCUCCCUCAGCCGCCGUCUUACAAUCACAGCGUGACAGCCCAGUCCCCCGUCAGCGGGGUGACGCCCUCCAUCCAGACACCGGUGCCCCCGCAGCACCCGCUCAUGACCGCCCACUUCCAGCUGACACCCCAGUCCACCACCCAGCCACCCGCCAUGGUCCUCAGCAUGCCCAGCCAGCCGCCGUACGUGGCGCCGUCCACCCUGGCCGCCCAGCCGGGCCAGGUGGUUCACCCUGGCCCUCACGGCAUGAUGGGUAACGGCCACUUGAGCUCUCACCCAAACCUCAUCCGGCUCCCGACGGCGCCUCUCACCAAUGGGCAGGCCGCCGGCGCCCAGGCCCCACUCACAGUCGACAAUCAGGACGCUCCUAACGGGCUGCAAAUGCUGCGGACGGUCGGGAUGGGGAAGUAUGAGUUCAGUGAUCCGGGACAUCCCAAAGAGAUGUUGAGGGAGCUGAACCAGCAGCGCAGAGCGAAAGACUUUACAGACCUGAAAAUAAUUGUUGAAGGCAAAGAGUUUGAAGUCCACCAAAAUGUUCUAGCUUCCUGCAGCUUGUAUUUCAAGGACCUGGUCAAAAGGUCGUCGGGCGAGGCGCGUAACGGCGAGAUGCUAAAGCUGAGCAUGAGCAACAUCGCCGCCGACGUGCUGGAGCAGCUGCUGGAGUUUGUGUACACGGGAUCGCUGGUCAUCGACUCGGCCAACGCCAAGACGCUGCUGGAGGCCGCCAACAAGUUCCAAUUCAACACCUUCUGCAAAGUCUGCGUGUCCUUCCUGGAGAAGCAGCUGACGGCAGCAAACUGUCUGGGAGUGUUGGCCAUGGCUGAAGCCAUGAGCUGCACGGAGCUGCACAACAUGGCCAAAGCCUUUGCUCUGCAGAACUUUCCUGAGGUGGCAGGCCAGGAGGAGAUCCUGAGCGUGUCCAAGGAGGACCUGGUGGCCUAUUUGUCCAACGACAGCCUCAACACCAAAGCCGAGGAGCUGGUUUACGAGACGGUCAUCAAAUGGAUCAAACGGGACUCCAGCUCCAGAGUCGAGCAUUUGUCUGAGCUGCUGGCGGCCGUGCGCCUGCCCUUCAUCCACCCGUCCUACCUGCUCAACGUGGUGGACAAUGAGGAGCUCAUCAAGUCGUCUGAGGCAUGCAGAGACCUCGUCAACGAGGCCAAGCGCUACCACAUGCUACCACACGCCCGCCAGGAGAUGCAGACCCCCAGAACUAGACCCAGACUCUCUGCAGGUGUGGCAGAGGUCAUCGUCCUGGUGGGGGGGCGCCAGGCCAUUGGCAUGAGCCAGCGUUCCCUGACGGCGGUCACCUGCUUCAACCCGCAGAACGGCAAGUGGUACCCGCUGGCCAGCUUGCCCUUCUACGACCGCGAGUUCUUCAGCGUCAUCUCGGCCGGCGACAACAUCUACCUGUCAGGUGGCACAGAGUCUGGUGUGAUGCUAGCUGACGUGUGGUGCUACAUGUCCCUGCUGGACAACUGGAACCUGGUGUCCCGCAUGACGGUCCCUCGCUGCAGACACAACAGUCUGGUCUACGACGGAAAGCUCUACACCAUCGGAGGCCUGGGCGUUUCAGGGAAUCUGGACCACGUGGAGAGGUACGACACCAUCACCAACCAGUGGGAGACGGUGUCGCCGCUGCCCAAGCCGGUGCACUCGGCGGCGGCCACGGUCUGCGGCGGCAAGGUGUACGUGUUUGGCGGCGUCAACGAGGCCGGCCGCUCGGCGGGCGUGCUGCAGUCGUACGUGCCGCAGAGCGACGCGUGGAGCUUCAUCGAGUCGCCCAUGAUAGAUAACAAAUAUGCACCGGCAGUCAGUCUCAACGGCUUGGUGUACAUCCUGGGAGGAGCCUACGCCAGAGCCACCACCAUCUACGACCCCGACAAAGGCAACAUCAAAGCCGGACCCAACAUGAACCACUCCAGGCAGUUCUGCAGCUGCCGCCACCCUGCCUCACUCUGAGAGGUCGCACCACCUGGCCGACGGCACCCUGGCAUCCUCGACAGCCGUUAGCAGCAGCACGCUUUCCACACCGUCUCUGCUGGACUGCACUGACAUCCCCACGGCAACAACAAAUGACCAGACGGGCUUCUUGGGGGAAAUAUCAACUCCACCCACUGGAAACAACAUCAAGAUGGAUGAGAUCUUUUACUCAACUCACACACUAUGUAAUAACACCUGUUGGUUAGGAUUUAAAACGUCAUUAAAAUCCAAAUAUAACAUCUGGUGCUGUGCAUUUGUUUAGCUUUGUGAAAUAUAAACUGACAUUUGCACUGCAACAGCCAUAUAUCAGACGUAAACAAUAAUCAUAAUAUUAAUAAAUUUGAUUUAUAUAGCGCCUUUCACAGUAGAUCCCUGCACACUCAUAAUUCAGGAUUUUUGCUAAAAAAAUCUUUCCUUUCUCUGAAAGUAGGCUUUUUUUCCUGCAAAAAACAUGUCAUUCUCAUUCAUUUCAUUUCUUGUACUCUUUCAGAAAAAAUGUUUGGAAAAACUAGAUCAAUAUCCAUAAUGCCACUGCUUUGUGUGGUUAGUGCUCUUUUCCCAAGGUCAUCAUAAAGACUCAAUAACAUACUGAUGGAAAACAAAUAACACUACCAAACACUGACUGAGCUUUACACACAAGGAAGCAACUUGUGUCAGUUCUUCUCUUUGUCUCUCCCACUGCUGCCAUGCCAACUAACUCCUCAUGUCAACUAACUCACCAUACAAACUAACUCCAUAUAUCCGUCAUCUAACACCUCAUACAAACUAACUCCCCAUACAUCAGACAACUCGUUAACUAACUGCCCAUAUACACUAACUCCCCAUACAUCAGACAACUCCUUAACUAACUGCCCAUAUACACUAACUCCCCAUACAUCAGACAACUCGUUAACUAACUGCCCAUAUACACUAACUCCCCAUACAUCAGACAACUUGUUAACUAACUGCCCAUAUACACUAACUCCCCAUACAUCAGACAACUCGUUAACUAACUGCUCAUAUACACUAACUCCCCAUACAUCAGACAACUCGUUAACUAACUGCCCAUAUACACUAACUCCCCAUACAUCAGACAACUCGUUAACUAACUGCCCGCAUACACUAACUCCCCAGACAUCAGACAACUCCUUAACUAACUGCCCGUAUACACUAACUCCCCAUACAUCAGACAACUCGUUAACUAACUGCCCAUAUACACUAACUCCCCAUACAUCAGACAACUCCUUAACUAACUGCCCAUAUACACUAACUCCCCAUACAUCAGACAACUCGUUAACUAACUGCCCGCAUACACUAACUCCCCAUACAUCAGACAACUCGUUAACUAACUGCCCAUAUACAGUGGGGCAAAAAAGUAUUAAGUCAGCCACCAAUUGCGCACCCCACUUAAAAGAUGAACGAGGUCUCCAAACUUCAUCAUUAGUAUACCUCAACUAAGUAUUUGGUCACCUACAAACAAGCAAGAUUGCUGGCUCUCACAGACCUGUAACUUCUUCUUUAAGAGGCUCCUCCUCCCUCCACUCGUUAUCUGUAUUAAAGGCAUCUGUUUGAACUCAUUAUCAGUAUAAAAGACACCUGUCCACAAUCUCUCCAAACUCCACUAUGGCCAAGAUCAAAGAACUGUCAAAGGACAACAGAAAAAAAGUUGCAGACCUCCACCAGGCUGGGAAGACUGAAUCUGCAAUAGCUAAGCAGCUUGGUGUGAAGAAAUCAACUGUGGGAGAAAUUAUUAGAAAACGGAAGACAUACAAGACCAUUGAUAAUCUCCCUCCAUCUGGAGCUCCACGCAGGAUCUCACCCUGUGGGGUCAAAAUGAUCACGAGAAACUACCUCCCCAUAUAUCAGACAACUAAGUCAUAUAAACUACCUCCCCAUAUAUAUCAGGCAAGUCAUGGAAACUAUCUUCCCAUAUAUCAGACAACUAACUCAUGUAAACUACCGCCCCAUAUAUCAGACAACUAAGUUAUGUAAACUACCUCCCCAUAUAUCAGACAACUAAGUCAUGUAAACUAACGCCCCAUAUAUCAGACAACUCCCCAUAUAAACUAACUCCCCAUAUAAACUAACUCCCCAUAUAUCAGACAACUCCCCAUAUAAACUAACUCCCCAUGUAUCAGACAACUCCCCAUAUAAACUAACUCCCCAUGUAUCAGACAACUCCCCAUAUAAACUAAAAUCCCAUAUACCAGACAACUCCCCAUAGAAAUUAACUCCCCAUAUAUCAGACAACUACCUCCCCAUAUAAACUAACAUCCCAUAUAUGAGACAACUACCUCCCCAUAUAAACUAACUCCCCAUAUAUCAGACAACUCCCCAUAUGAACUAACUCACUAUGUAUCAGACAACUCCCCAUAUAAACUAACUCCCCAUAUAUCAGACAACUCCCCAUAUAAACUAACAUCUCAUAUAUCAGACAACUACCUCCCCAUAUAAACUAACAUCCCAUAUAUCAGACAACUCCCCAUAUCAACUAACUUCCACAUAUAUCAGACAACUCCCCAUAUAAACUAACUCCCCAUAUAUCAGACAACUCCCCAUAUAAACUAACAUUCCAUAUAUCAGACAACUACCUCCCCAUAUAAACUAACAUCCCAUAUAUCAGACAACUCCCCAUAUCAACUAACUUCCACAUAUAUCAGACAACUCCCCAUAUAAACUAACUCCCCAUAUAUCAGACAACUCCCCAUAUAAACUAACAUUCCAUAUAUCAGACAACUACCUCCCCAUAUAAACUAACAUCCCAUAUAUCAGACAACUACCUCCCCAUAUAAACUAACAUCCCAUAUAUCAGACAACUAACUCCCCAUAUAAACAUCCUAUAUAUCAGACAACUAACUCCCCAUAUAAACUAACUCCCCAUAUAAACUAACAUCCUAUAUAUCAGACAACUCUGAUAUAUACAUAUAUAUAUACUGCUCAAAAAAAUUAAAGGAACACUUCGAAAACACAUCAGAUCUAAACUGGGGGAAAAAUGAUCUUGAAUAUCUUUCCUGAUAAUUAGUGGGUGAUGUAUUAGUAACAAAAUGAUGCCACAUAAUUUGAUAGAAAUAAAAAUGAUCACCCUAUAGAGGGGGGAAAUCAAAGACACCCCAAAAAUUAAAGUGAAAAAAUGAUGCAGCACA